CGUGGCUUUUCUCCAUACCUACCGGUUGGCUAGAGGAGCGUAUAUACUUGAACAGUUCGACGUCGCGUUGUCUCCCCAUACUUUUAGCAACAACAUUUUAUUCAAUUAAUGCAGAUCCGUCGAACGGUUUUUUUAAGCGAUUGCAGUGAUCAAAGUUAGUCGGACGCGGUGAUAUUGUCGUUUUUCUUUUUCCGUCUUCCGCGCGGCCAUCCGUUUCCGUUCGAGUCAAAAGCAAAACAAUAUAAUCGUAAACACUUGCGUGACACAGUGUGCGAACAACGAGCGUUCGAUAUUAGCUUUGCGGCAAGGCGGUGCGUUUGAUGCCGAAAUUUUGCGGCAGCUUUUAGCUUUAUAUUUGCCGUGCAGGGGCUCUUGCAUUUUGCGAAAAUACGUUCUUUGUCGACAUCGAGGGUGUGUCUUGGACGUGAGAUGCCGCUGACCUAAAUCAAACGUUAGUUUCGAGGGAGCGACCUCAACCUCGGAUAGUGCCCAAGGGAUUAUCACGCGGUAGUCAAAUUUUCAAGCAGCACCGUGUUCUGCAUGGGAUGACGACAUUCAUGAAGAGAACCGCGACGUCAUCGAAGCCCGGUAUGCAAUUAAAGUGGCGACGCACCACGCCGCCAUGGCGCUGGUAAUGCGGCGUCUGUUCGUAGACGCUCAGGCAAAGCUUCGCAGAAUGGUAGAAGAACACUCUUCUAACUUACCCUCCCGGAUAGAGUCCGAAUACCCCAGUCCGAGUCCCGCCCCCGUCUCCGCUUGUCAACCCGCCCAUCUUGCCGAUGCCGCCACCAUCGCCGCCGUAGCCGCUUCCUCAUCGUCUUCUCUUCCGGUAACUCAAGCCGAUUGUCCGAAACCUCAGCUUAGCAGCGAUAGUAAUAAGGAAACUGCGAAAAAAAGCGACCAAGUGGUGCACAUAAAUAACGGCGACUUUAAAAAGGAAGACCCCGCAUCUACUGAUAGACCUAGCCUGAACGAAUCGCGAAGAAGUAGGUCAUUAGGCAAUGGAAACUCUCUGGAAUCGAACGAUGAUGGAAAUAAAAAAGACGUACAGAAAACGCAAUCGAAUCCAGUGAAUUUUCAAAAUCCGGAGGAGAUUGUCAAUUCUUUGGGCGAAUGCAAAAAGAAUGAAAUGACAAUAAAAGAGUGUACCAGUCCGGCAAAGGAUACCAGGUCUUCGCCAGAAAACCAAAGAUCCGACUCUCCAAAACCGGGAUGUAGCAGUCAGCCAGAUAUGGACUCGUCUUCACCGCGGUCACCGCGUAGUUCGGACGGUAACGCGGAUGAUCUAUCCGCCUUGCUACCAUCUCCUUCGAAUUUUCCGAAAUCUUCGACGAUGAUACGGCGGCUUCGCCAAGACAACGAGAGGUUGCAAGCCGAAGUGACUCGGUUGAGGAGGUUGGUUGUUUCGGGUGCUAGUAGCAUCCUUGCUGACAAAAAAACACCAACCGAGAAUGAAUCUGGGGAUCCUACUGUCUACGCGUUAGAAAUGGAGUUGCAACUUGCCAAAGAGGCACUCACUACGUUGAAGGCCGACAAGCGUCGUUUGAAAGCGGAGAAAUACGAUUUAUUAAAUCAGAUGAAACAGCUGUUCUCCACGCUGGAAGACAAGGAAAAGGAACUGCGAGAUUUCAUACGGACUUACGGUCAACGGGUGAGAGACGAAACUUCCUUGCAGCAACUAUCGACCGAGCGGGAAGAGCGGGAGAGAGAGCGCUGGAGUUUGCUGAGACACGCGAGAGACGAAGCCGAAAGAAGCUUGUCGCUUGCAGCUCAGCUAAACGCCAAAGAGCUCCAGUUGCAACAGGCUCAGGAACAGCUAGCAGAGGCCCGUAGACAAUUGGCGGCCGGGGGCUGCCUAUCGGACCAAGAGUCGCUCGCAUCGCUACCACGACACAGCGUUAAUGGCGGCGGAGCUUUAACUCCGGGUUCCGGAGGACUUCUCUCCGGUCAUUUGGGCUUGUUGCCGGGUGACAGAGGCAGCUGUAGCGCGGAUUCCGGCGUUCGAGUUAGUUCUGACCGGGAGAGCGGCGGAGCCACUUCAGUAGCCGGAAACUUGUCCGAUUCGACGACAGACGGCGCUCCCACCAUAACCAUAGAAGGCAGCAGCAGAGAUAUGGACUCGGUGUCGCUGAUGUCGGCAGUGCCGCCGCCUCCCAGCCACAUGUACCAAUCAGUAUCAACUAAAGACUGCAGCCCAACAUUAUCUCCACUUAACGCUAACAAUUUUCCCAGACCCGUAGAUCCAAGUAGUUUAUCAAGAUCUGUAGAACAGCUUAGUUCUCCAUUGGAGCCGGAACCAAUUAACAUAGGCAGACGUACCAAACAGUCGAACAGACUGUCCGGAAGGGGGGGUACUUGGGGAAGUAUAUCGAGGGUGUUCGCCCGCUCCAGGCAUCGGAACAAAACUAGUUCCUUGCAGGAAACCAGUAAGUUAUGCGAGGUUUUGACGCAGCACAUUUCUGAAUGUCGUUUGAUAGGCGAACACGGAUACGAACCCUACCGAAGUUGGUCUCCCCUAACGGAAGAGGGUUACGCUGAAAAAUUGAGGCUACUGCGAGAAGCUAGUUCAAUACCAAUGGAAAGAUGGCGGGCUCCUACUGUGCUCGCUUGGCUUGAGGUGGCGCUCGGAAUGCCUCAAUAUGGCGCCCGUUGUGCUGAAAACAUUAAAAGCGGAAAGGUGCUUCUGGAAUUAAGCGAUCUGGAGUUGGAAUGCGGACUGGGCAUCAGUCAUCCGAUGCACAGGAAAAAACUUCGAUUGGCGAUCGAGGAACAUCGCCAUCCUGCUCUGGUGAGGUACCCCUGCAUCGCCCAGCUGGGUCAUACGUGGGUUUCCAGCGAAUGGCUACCGGACUUGGGCCUAUCGCAGUAUUCCGAGAGCUUCACCUCAAAUAUGGUGGACGCUCGGAUGUUGGAACACCUCAGCAAGAAAGAAUUGGAAAAAUACUUAGCAGUUACCAGAAAAUUUCAUCAGGCAUCGAUAGUGCACGGGAUUCAUCUGCUACGAAUCAUGAAGUAUGACAGACAGGCUUUGGCAUUGCGCAGACAUCAGUGUGAGAAUAUGGACGCCGACCCAUUGGUAUGGACAAACCAGAGGUUCAUCCGAUGGGCCAGGAGUAUCGACCUAGGAGAGUAUGCAGACAACCUGAAAGACAGCGGAGUUCACGGCGGCUUGGUGGUACUGGAGCCGUCGUUCAAUGGCGACACCAUGGCCACGGCCCUGGGAAUCCCAGCUAGUAAAAACAUAAUAAGGCGCCAUCUGACGGCCGAGUUGGAAGCGCUAGUGUUACCUGCCAGAUCCACACUAGUGCACUAUGUGAGAGUGAGAGCGAAACAGAGGGUGCCUGGGGGCUCAUUAGGACGGACGUUCUCGAAAAGUUGUGGGGGUUUGACCGCGCCCGCACCAAAUCCCAAGGGAAUAUCCUCGGCGUCCGAAGGGUCCGACCAGAAACGCACGAGUAUAAGGGGGUCUUUAAGUCGAGCGUUAGGUUUGACGAAACAAAAAACCCCCAACGAAAGAGAUAAACCAUCACCCACCUCGAGUUCAGGUAGUUCGUCUGUCGUUAGUCGAGUAAGUCCUCCCCUUCAGUACGUCACUUCUAAAUCCUCCAGAUCCGGAGAAGAGUCUCCCAUUUACGCCAAGCCCUUCGCGCACCAAAACCUCACUAGGGGAGGGUACCAACGAAGGUCUGAAGAUUACGAAAGCUAUGCUUGCGGAUCGAUAGAUGAAUACGAUUUAACUAGAAGUUCCCACAGCGUCGUAUCUGAAAACGAUCACAUAUCGAGGCAAACCAAAAUGUUUUCCGCAUCCACUUUCAAUAAAAACAGAACUAGGCAACAUAGGAGAGUAAAAAGUAUAAGUGAUAUCGAUGCUGCGCAUGUAGGAUCCGUAAAAAUAUAGGUGAAAAAUGAUCGGUCGAAUAUUAACAACAAAUCUCGGGCAAACAUUUUAUCUCUAAUAUUAAGGAGAAAAUAAAUUGUAAGCAGUACUUUGAUAUAGGUUGUUAUUUGCUCAAAUAUGAUUGAAGUAUCUCCUGGACCAAAAUUAAAAGUGAACUGACGUGUCAAUCGCUAGGACUGUUAAUAAAACAUACGGCGCUAUGUUAUUCACUAUGCUGCCUCCUCCCUAAAUACUGAUAAGUGGAUGUAUUACUAUCUCUAUUUUCCAAACGCUGCAGAAAAAUUUAUAUCCAGGUACCCACCCGAGUGCAUGAGUGGAUUUAAACCAGAUAACGUAAAUAAUUUUUUUAUUGUAAUUGGGGUAAAGUGCUCAAAACUUAAAAAUAUUUCAGUGGUUUCUUCAUGUGUUUUUCGCGUAAUCUAUGCAUAGUCAUAUAAUCCUAAAAUAUGUAAGAUUAAUUCUGUUGUAAUUGGAUAGUUUUUUCAGGAUUAGUUAAGACAUAGGAAUUUAGUCUAUGAUUAAGUGGAAUUAAAUUAAUAUUCAUUAUUUAUGCGUUACUAUAAUAUUAUAUUUUUAUGAAUAUUGUAUAUCUGUGUUUUUUAGUUUUGUUGAAUAAAAAGUUA
Molecule: messenger RNA, 4521 nt
Organism: Cylas formicarius (sweet potato weevil)
Lineage: Eukaryota; Metazoa; Arthropoda; Insecta; Coleoptera; Brentidae
Product: kazrin
Exons: 18
Coding region: 623-3898 (1091 amino acids)
Molecular function (GO): protein binding
Source: RefSeq, a predicted model, not a curated record